ACCUUCAAGUUCAUUCUAUGAGAUAUCAACAUGAGUAAUGCAACUCAAGUUACCAUGUUUGUACUGAAGGGCUUCGCAGAGAGUCUUGAAAUGCAGAUUAUUUUCUUUUUCUUGUUUCUGGCAAUCUACCUCUUCACUCUCAUGGGAAAUUUGGGGCUAACUGCAUUGGUCAUUGGAGAGUCACUACUGCACAACCCCAUGUACUAUUUUCUGGGUGUGCUGUCUUUGGUAGAUGCCUGCUUCUCCUCAGUUGUUACACCAAACAUGUUAACAGAUUUUAUGUCCGACAAUAAAGUAAUUUCAUUCCUUUGCUGUGCAACACAGGCAUUUCUUGCUAUUACUUUUGGAACCACAGAAUGCUUCCUCCUGGCUGCCAUGGCCUACGAUCGCUAUGUAGCCAUCUACAACCCACUGCUGUACUCGGUGAGCAUGUCACCCAGGGUCUACGUGCCUCUCAUUGUUUCCUGCUUUGUUGGUGGCAUUUUGCAUGCUAUUGUUCACUCAGUGCCCACAUUUACCCUGGACUUUUGUGGCUCCCAUGAAAUCGAGCAUUUUUUCUGUGAUAUUCCUCCCCUUCUUGCAAUAUCGUGUUCUGACACCCACACAAAUCAGCUUCUGCUGUUCUACUUUGUAGGCUUUGUUGAAAUAGUAACUAUCUUGAUUGUCCUGAUCUCCUACGGUUUCAUUUUGUUGGCCAUCCUAAGAAUGAACUCAGCUGAGGGAAGGAAAAAGGUCUUCUCUACCUGUGGUUCUCAUCUAACUGGAGUGUCCAUUUUUCACGGGACACUCCUUUUCAUGUAUGUAAGACCAAGUUCCAAUUAUGCUUUGGAACAUGACAUGAUAGUGUCGGUGUUUUACACCAUUGUGAUUCCCAUGCUGAAUCCCAUUGUCUAUAGUUUGAGAAAUAAAGAUGUGAAAGAGGCAAUGAAAAGAGCCCUUAAGAAAAACCAGCACACUUUAAACAGCAUUUUCAAUAUUAAACAUUAA
Molecule: messenger RNA, 987 nt
Organism: Ochotona princeps (American pika)
Lineage: Eukaryota; Metazoa; Chordata; Mammalia; Lagomorpha; Ochotonidae
Product: olfactory receptor 5T7
Exons: 1
Coding region: 31-987 (318 amino acids)
Biological process (GO): G protein-coupled receptor signaling pathway; sensory perception of smell
Cellular component (GO): membrane
Molecular function (GO): G protein-coupled receptor activity; odorant binding; olfactory receptor activity
Source: RefSeq, a predicted model, not a curated record